AUGUCCAAACCAACUUAUUCCGAUGCUGAAUGGCGGCGACUGGUGAAACUUCAACAACAAAUUGCUGAGGAACGGCGAGAUGCUCUGGCUAAGGUGAUGCGUCUUGAGCGUCAGGAGUCUUUGCUUCGUUCUCGUGCCGGUGAUUUUAUCGCUCGCGAUUAUAAGGAGAUUGCAGAGUUGGAAGAUCUUGAACGUCGAGAAAAAGAGGAAUCUGAACGUCUUGAAAAGGAACGUAAGGCUCGUGAAGAGCAAGAGAAUCUUCAGAAACAAAGAAAGGACAUUGAGUACAAUGCUCAACUGGCAUCAAUGUCUGAUGAUCCUAGUUUGACUCAGAUGCUGAAUUCCCCUUCCUUCUGGGAGAAUUUCGACUCUGCUGUCGCUGGUGGUAUUCCUUCACCAACUGGUGGCAACCAGUCAAGUUCGCAAUAG
Messenger RNA from Aspergillus chevalieri, 429 nucleotides. RefSeq lists its product as uncharacterized. The transcript has a single exon. NCBI's taxonomy places the organism in Eukaryota, Fungi, Ascomycota, Eurotiomycetes, Eurotiales, Aspergillaceae. The record is from RefSeq and is a predicted model, not a curated record. Bases 1 to 429 code for a protein of 142 amino acids.